AUGGCCGAUUGGUCCCAACUUCCACACGACAUUGUCGAAAGCAUUGCAGUUCGAUUGGAUGCUGUUGAGGAUUUUCUCGCCUUUUCGGCUGUUUGUCGCUCCUGGAGAUCUUUCUAUUUGAUCAAACAAUGGAUUCCAGGAUCUCAGCUGCCAUGGUUGAUGCUUUCAGACGACGAAAAGGCUAGUAAGAAAUGUUUCUUUAGCUUGUAUAGGGACAAAGUAUACGAGACCGAGUUGCCCGAAGCAAGUGGAAGAAGGUGUUGGGGUUCUUCAGAUGGUUGGCUUGUAACUAUUGGCAGUGACAUGGAAAUCCAUCUUGUAAACGCUUUUUCGCGAGUUCGGGUUUUACUUCCUUCUGCAACCACAUUCCAGAUCCUGUUCAACGCGAGCGCGAAUUGGUACGAAUUGAUAGACAAGGCCAUUGUCAUUAGGAAACCAAGCCAAUCAAAUGAUAGUGUAAAUGAAGUGGAAUUUCUUGUUAUGGCAAUUUAUGGUCCAUUUAAGCAGCUAGCAUUUGCCAAACCAGGCUAUUCUUCAUGGAUAAAUGUUGAGGAAACUUUCCAGCACAGGUUCCUGGAUGUUGCAUGUGUUAAUGAUCAAAUCUUUGCCUUUUCAGCCUCAGGAAACCUUUUGCUUGUGGAUGUCGGUUCGCGGGUCAUUGAGAUCAUGCCGAGUAUUCCACCGAAGCAGCGCUGGGCUCGCGAACGGGUGCACUUAGAAGGAGAUCUCUUGAUGGUUUACCAAAAUCUGUAUGUUGAACACAUGAUUAAUCAUCCUUCUGUUGAGCCAGUACAAUUCCAAGUUUUCAAGUUCGAUUUUUCGGACAAGGAAUGGAUAGAGUUGAAGGAUUUGGGAGAUCGAGCUUUAUUUGUUGGUGACAAUAUUACGAUUUCGAUCUGCACUGCUGAUGCCAAGUUUGUGAAAUGUAAAGGCAAUAGCAUCUAUUUCAUUGGUAGCAAAGUGGAGAACUGGUGGAGGUUUGAUGAGUACUUGGUGGACCGUGAUUGUGGAGUGUACAAUGUGGCUGAAGGAACAGUUGAACCCUUUUACUUUGGUGCAGAUUACCCUAGUUAUUAUUCUUGUCCACUUUGGUUGACACCAAUACUAGUUUAG
This is a messenger RNA of Oldenlandia corymbosa var. corymbosa, 1113 nucleotides long. Lineage: Eukaryota; Viridiplantae; Streptophyta; Magnoliopsida; Gentianales; Rubiaceae. The record is from the annotation of a GenBank genome assembly.